AUGCUGCGACUCGCUCAACUUCCUUCUGGCCUAGCCUUCCUCGUGCUCUCAUCGCAGCUGGCCUCUGCCUUCUACCUCCCUGGUCUAACACCAACCAACUACAAACUCGGCGACCUUGUGCCCCUAACAGUCAACCACCUCACUCCCUCCCCCUCCCAGCGUGACAGCCAAGUCCACAGCGUCUACAGCUUCGACUACUACCACAAUGCCUUCCACUUCUGCCCACCCCCGGGCGGCCCCAAACCGCAAUCUGAGUCCCUCGGCUCCAUCCUCUUCGGCGACCGGAUCCAAACCUCACCCUUCCAACUCAAAAUGGGUGUUGAUGAGCCCGGGUGUCGUGCAGUCUGUACCGAGGAAGCAGAGGUGCAAUUCGAACCCCGAGAUGCCAAGUUCGUGAAUCGCAGGAUCUGGCAGGGAUACAAUCUGAAUUGGUUGGCUGAUGGGCUACCGGCGGGUCAACCGUAUCUGGAUCCCAACACUCAGACCGAGUUCUACCAGCCUGGGUUUGCGCUAGGGAGGGUGGUGGAUGAGGUGCCGCGGCUGCAUAAUCACUAUAACAUCUACGUUGAUUAUCACCAGGUGCGGAAGGGGCAAUUCAGGGUUGUAGGGAUACUAGUGGAGCCGGAGUCUUUAGGGGAGUCGAAGAGGGUUGGGACAGAGGAGGACAUGACGGCCGAUUGUGGAAACAGGGAUGUACCGAGAGUGCUGGAGGAGCGAGGGACGACGAGCGUGACGUGGACGUAUAGUGUGAAAUGGCGGGAAUCCAAGACGUCGUUUGCGACACGGUGGGAUAAAUAUCUACACGUCUACGACCCGAAGAUCCACUGGUUCUCGCUCAUCAACAGCGCGGUGAUCUUCAUGUUCUUGAUCGGCAUGGUCAGCACCGUCCUCAUCCGCACCCUACGAAAAGACAUCAAACGCUACAACCGGCUUGACCAACUCGGUCUGGACGACCUAAGCGGCGAUAACGUCGAGGACGGCGUGGUCGAAGACAGCGGCUGGAAACUCGUGCACGGCGACGUCUUUCGCCCGCCUAAACACAGCCUCGCGCUCUCCGUGCUCGUGGGCAACGGCGCUCAACUCUUCAGCAUGGCCGGGUGCACCAUCGCCUUCGCCGUCGUCGGCUUCCUCUCCCCCAGCAACCGCGGCAGUCUCGCAACAGUAAUGAUAAUGUUGUACACCUUCUUCGGCUUCAUAGGCGGGUACAUCAGCUCGCGCGUCUACAAGUCCUUCUCCGGCGGCUCGAAAUGGAAACAACUCUUCAUCCUCACCCCGGCCGCCCUACCUGCCCUCGUCUUCUCCGUCUUCUUCCUCCUCAACCUCUUCGUCUGGGCCCGAGGUAGUUCCGGAGCAGUACCCUUCACGACAAUGCUGGUCGUAAUCGGCCUCUGGUUCGUCAUCACCGUGCCCCUCAGCCUCGUGGGCUCCUGGCUCGGCUUCAAGCAACCCGCCCUCGACCCCCCCGUCCGCACGAACCAGAUCCCGCGCCAGAUACCUCCCGCUAGUGGCUACCUCCGCACAGUACCCAGUAUGCUCCUCGUCGGCGUCUUACCCUUCGGCGCCAUCUUUGUGGAACUCUACUUCAUCAUGAAUUCACUUUGGAGUAGCCGGAUCUACUACAUGUUCGGCUUCCUAUUCCUGAGUUUCGGACUCCUGGUCGUCACCUCCGCGGCGGUCACGAUCCUCAUGAUAUAUUUUUUGCUAUGCGCGGAGAACUAUCAUUGGCAGUGGAGGGCUUUUGCCAGUAGUGGGGCCAGCGCGGGAUACGUGUUCGCGUAUAGUUUGCUGUAUUGGGCGCGGAUGUUGAGUUUUAGCAGUUUUACAGGGGGCUUGUUGUAUUUAGGGUAUUCGCUCAUGUUGAGCUUCUUGUGGUUUGUCAUGAGUGGCACGAUCGGUUUCUUUGCAUGCUGGGUCUUUGUGCAUAGGAUAUAUGGCUCGAUCAAGAUCGACUGA
Recurvomyces mirabilis is the source of this 1953-nucleotide messenger RNA. RefSeq names its product Transmembrane 9 superfamily member 2 (gene TMN2). Bases 1 to 1953 code for a protein of 650 amino acids. Gene Ontology annotation, biological process: protein localization to membrane; vacuolar transport. Gene Ontology annotation, cellular component: fungal-type vacuole membrane; endosome. The transcript is spliced from 3 exons. The record is from RefSeq and is a predicted model, not a curated record. Lineage: Eukaryota; Fungi; Ascomycota; Dothideomycetes; Mycosphaerellales; Teratosphaeriaceae.